UGCUGUUCUUUUUGGAUACAAACAGAGCUCGAGCUCGUUCUAUUCGUGGAGAGGGAGACAGAGCAAGACAAAGAGAAAAAGAAAUGGAGAUGGGCAGUGGUGGCCGGUGGCAUGCCGAGGUGGAAGAAACUCCGGUGACCGGCAAAAUGAAGUGGGGAUGGCCGGAUCUAUCCAUGGUGGAGGGGAUUCGCGAAGAAAGAGCCCAUAUUUGGCUGCCCAAGGUCACCACCUACGACAGGACGUUGAUCAUCACGUCGAUGAACGAAGCGUUCGCACGGCCCAACUCGCUGCUCGGCCUCUUCCGCGAGAGCUUCGGGUCCGGCGAGGGGAUCGAGCACCUCCUGAACCACGUCUUCGUCGUCGCCGUCGACGCCAAGGCGUUCCUCCACUGCAAGGCCGUGCACCCGCACCGCUACCUCGUCGAGGUGAAGUCCAUGAACCUGAGCUCCGCGAACAACUUCAUGAGCCAGGCCUACGUGGAGCUUGUCUGGACGAAGCUCUCGCUCCAGCAGCGCGUCCUCGAGCUCGGCUACAACUUCCUCUUCACCGACGUGGACAUCGUGUGGCUCCGCAACCCGUUCCGGCACAUCAGCGUGUUCGCGGACAUGACGACGUCGAGCGACGUGUUCGGCGGCGACAUCGACAGCCUCGACAACUGGCCCAACACCGGGUUCUACUACGUCAAGGCGACGAACCGGACCGUGGAGAUGCUGCGGCGGUGGCGCGCGGGGCGGGCGCGGUUCCCGCCAAACCACGAGCAGCACAUCUUCAACUACAUCAAGCACGAGCUCGCCGCCGAGCUGGGGGCGCGCAUCCAGUUCCUGGACACGGCGCGCUUCGGCGGCUUCUGCCAGCUCUUCCGCGGCGACAUAGGCUCGGCAUGGACGAUGCACGCCAACUGCUGCGUCCGGCUCGGGAACAAGCUGCACGAUCUAGGGGACGUGCUCGACCAGUGGAAGAACUACACUGGCCUAAGUCCGCAGGAGAAGAAGAGCCGGAAGUUUGAGUGGAGGGUUCCUGCCAAGUGCGGGACGCCGGACAAGGGGAACAGAUGAAUCCAAAAAAAAAA
Molecule: messenger RNA, 1069 nt
Organism: Phragmites australis (common reed)
Lineage: Eukaryota; Viridiplantae; Streptophyta; Magnoliopsida; Poales; Poaceae
Exons: 3
Coding region: 84-1055 (323 amino acids)
Source: RefSeq, a predicted model, not a curated record